UUCCUAUCUAACGAAUAAACGCAAAACCCUUUAUGUAAAACAAGAUCUCAGUUGUGGGUUUUGGGUUUUGCAUCUCAAAGUUUACAAUGGCAAGAAGAACCCUUUUUCACUUGGUUCAAUCUCAAGCUAAUCAUCUAAAAUCCACCAAUUUUCAUUCAGGUGGUCAUCUGGCUAGUUAUGGAACUCGGCCGCUUAUUGGUGGUACCAAAACUGACACUAGUCGUGUGUCUCAGCUAGCUGCUAUCCAUAAAAGGUGGCUAUCACAGUCCGCAACAGCACAAGAUGACAACAAGAUCAGCAUAGGGCCACGUAAAGGAGGAGAAGCAGGAAAUGACGAAAAGGAUGGCGGAGUUGUCUACUAUGGUCCUAUCUCAAGCACUAUAAAGAAAGUGAAGCUUCUGUCCCUUUCAACCUGUUGCCUCUCUGUAUCUUUAGGCCCUGUCAUAACCUUCAUGACGUCUACUGAUUCCAAUGUGAUACUAAAGGGAGCAGUUGCAUCUACCGUUAUAUUCUUAAGUGCUUCUACUACUGGUGCGCUUCACUGGUUCGUGAGUCCUUAUAUUCACAAACUGAGAUGGAAGCCAGGUUCAGAUUCUUUCGAAGUGGAGAUGAUGUCUUGGCUGGCAACUUUUAUUCCAAAGACGAUUAAGUUUGCAGAUAUCAAGCCAGCCGAGACCAAUAGACCUUUUGUAACAUUCAAGGCUAACGGAAACUUCUAUUUUGUUGAUGCUGAGCAUUGUCACAACAAGGCGCUAUUGGCAAAACUUACCCCACAGAAACCAACUCAUGAGUCGGCUUUCAAGAACUUGUGAUGACAACUUGUUAUCUGGAAUAAUUUGAGGUUUUAAGGUAUUGUAUUGCAUUGCUCACUGGAAGUUUGAAUACUGGAGUCUUGGAUAUAUAAGCCUCAGUUGUUGUCAUUUUUUUUAAUUAUUAUAACAAUGGUGUCCAGGCCAACUUGCGCACCUCGGCUAGCGUUGGUGAUUGUCAUCCCUUUUUUGUAAUAACAGUAAUAUCUAGACCAGCUUGACUCGGAGAACCCGACUACAAUGUCAUUUUCUUUUUAAUUUUUGCAA
Lycium barbarum (goji berry) is the source of this 1076-nucleotide messenger RNA. RefSeq lists its product as uncharacterized. Gene Ontology annotation, biological process: mitochondrial proton-transporting ATP synthase complex assembly. Lineage: Eukaryota; Viridiplantae; Streptophyta; Magnoliopsida; Solanales; Solanaceae. The coding region runs from base 87 to 812 and encodes 241 amino acids. The transcript is spliced from 2 exons. The record is from RefSeq and is a predicted model, not a curated record. Gene Ontology annotation, cellular component: mitochondrial membrane.